This is a messenger RNA of Aspergillus mulundensis, 1536 nucleotides long. Its product is annotated as putative GPI-anchored cell wall protein Pst1. The coding region runs from base 1 to 1536 and encodes 511 amino acids. The record is from RefSeq and is a predicted model, not a curated record. The transcript has a single exon. Lineage: Eukaryota; Fungi; Ascomycota; Eurotiomycetes; Eurotiales; Aspergillaceae.
AUGAUACCCAUACCAAUUCUAGUCUACGCCCUCGCGGGCUCGACGCCCGUAUCGGCGCAAUCCUGCAAGUCCUUCCCCCUUCCCUUUCGACAAAAAAGACUAACACAUUCUCCAGGCUCUUCCAUAACAAUAGACUCCCAAUCCUCCGCCACCUCCGCCCUCUCCUCCUGCAAAAGCAUCUCCGGCUCCGUUACAAUCUCCCCCUCCGCCUCAGGCACCCUGAACCUCGAAAACCUCGAGCGCAUAAGCGAGAACCUAAUCAUCGAGUCCACAACCCUAGUCGGCGUCUCCAUCCCAGACCUCGAAGACGUCGGCGGCUCCGUAACCGUCACAGACAACGAGCAGCUCACCCGCCUCAGCCUCGGCAGUCUAUCCAGCAUAGGCGCGGACCUCAAUGUCCAGGGGAACAAUGCGCUUGUUGACCUGGCGCUCGAUGAUCUGGAGACUGUUAGGGGCGGCGUGCAUCUAUCUGGUGGGUUCAACACGCUGAGCUUUGAGAUGCUGGAGACUGUGGGUGCGGAGUCGGAUGUUGUGGCUACGGGGUCUGCGGGCUGUGCGGGCGUUGAGGCGCUGGAUCGGGAGGGCGAGGAGGAGAGUGAGGGGAGGGUUUUCCAGGGUGGUGUGACGUGUGCUACUACCACUACUACUACCACUACGACUAGUACGUCCACUUCGACUUCGAGCUCGAGCUCGACGUCCAGCGCAACGACUACCCCGACGGCUUCGGAUGAGUCCGCGCCCUCGAAUUCGGACUCAGAUGACUCGGGCCUCGGCGGUGGCGCGAUAGCGGGGAUAGUCGUUGGCGUCGUGGUCGGCGUGCUUAUCAUCCUCGUCCUGAUUUGGCUGUUUCUGCGUGAGAGGAGGAAGAACCGCGCCAAUGCUAACGCCGCCGCUGCUGUCGGUGGUGCUGCUGGCGCUGCUGCUGCAGUCGGGAGUGCCAAGGGCAUAAAUGGUGAUGCGGAAAAGCAGCCGAGCCAGAGCACGAGCACGAGUCCAACAGACGGUCCUGGAUCCGGGUUAGCAGCGGCGGGAAUCGUAGCUGCUGUAGCAGGAGGAGGGGGAGGAUCCAUACCGCGCCGCCCGGUCUCAACAUCAACAGCGUUCACAUUGCCGUCUUCGUCUUCGCCAACGUCCACUGAUCCAGCUUCAUCCACACUGCCUUCAUCGCUCACAGCCGGCGCCACGAAUCCGGCCUCGAUGCCUGUCCCGACGGCACUGAUACCGGGGACGAAUGGGCCGACUUCGACGCCGGAUGGUCGUCGGGAUAAUGGCGAAGGAGACGCGCUAUUCUUCACCGCGGCGCCUAAUGCGUCUCGGCCGCCUCCGCGUCCUCAGCGCCGGCCAUCGGAGUCUGAUGUGCCGAUGCUUGAUAGUGAAAAUGUACAUGAGGUUUCUGGGGUUGCGGUGCCGAGGGCACCGGAACGGACGGAGAGGGUUGUUGGCGAGGGGACGGUGUUUGAGCUUGAUGGGGGAUUUGAGGGGGCGAGGCAUCAGAGGGUUAUUCAUGGGGAGGCUGGGGAUGAUUCCCACGCUUGA